AUUUUUUUCAUGACUUUCUAUUUUAUAGAUUGGGAGAGUGAAUGUUAGAAUGACAUAUAUUUAUUAGAAAUAUUUGGAUUAAUAAAAUCGAAGGAGAGAUUAAAAGCGCAAAGGAGUAAAAUAAAAGUGGAUAAAUUUACAAAGACAAUUUUGACUUUAUUAAUCGUUACUUGAACGUAGCCCUCUAUUUUAUCAAAGAUUUUACCUAUAAAAAUGACAAGAUAAAUAAUUAUUCAACAUUACGAAUAGAUGAUGAUAGAUUGAGUUUCCUGAAUCGUUCAUCAUGGAUUUUGCCUUAUAUUUGAGCCAAUGGUAUUUCUAUCUUAAUCUCGAGAUGUUCAUUAACUAAUCAUUCGUUUAAUCGAAUAACUUCCUUAUAGUUAAAAAAAAUAAAUUAAAUCACCUAUUUCAUAAUGUCGCACGGCGUUAACUACUCAGGCAAUAAUAGUUUUUAUAGUCACCUGCUUCCCAAUCCCUAUGUCCAACAAGGCAAUAUCAAUAGGCGCUCGUUCAAUUUGUUUAGGAUUCCCUUCACGUUUUUCCCUCUAUGUGCUUCAAAUUCAUAUCCAUCAUCUUUGAAUUCUGUCAAUUCCUCAUCCACCUUUAGCUUGAAUCGAUUGAAAGUCUCCCUUUUAGGCCACUCGGAUCCCAAUCUAUCAUCUUAUAACACGUCACAUCAGCUCAAAGAUUUAUACGAUUCUCCCCUUUUACGACGUAGGAGCAAUCGUCUUUUCACCCCUCCAUCGUCCCAUUUGACCCGUAGCGAUAGUUAUAAGAGUUAUAAAAGCGGCAAAAGUUAUUUGAGCAGCAACGAGAGCGGAUCAUGUUCCUCACCCUGUCAGAUCAUAGGCAGUCAUCUUUACAGCGGUGGUAGCAGUGGCCAUAAAGUCAAAAAGUCUGGCGGCAGAAGAAUUAGCUUGGUGCCCCCUCUCAUCUGCGGACCCGGACCGGGCCGUUUCAAGCAAAACAACAGCGCCAUGUUUUGUGGUUAUAAUUUCAACCCCUCUUUCACGGGCUCUAACCCAGUUUCGCCGCAGCAAGAGAAUGUUACCUUGGAUCGCGAUGAUAAUAAAGUUAGCCGACAUUCCGUCUUCGAAUACCCUACUAUGGAUGCCAAACCAAGUAAUGUCGAUAUUGAUAUGCUCAAGCGGGACGAGGUCAAGAUAAAUACAGAGGAUGGAAAUAUUCGCAGCAAUAUAUUUGGUGCUGAGUCCUCGCAUAGUGCUGUCUCAAAAAUUGGUGCUCAAGUUAGCAAGAAAAGGGAUAAAAAUACUCAAAAAAGUUUCCUAUUUCCGGAUAAAACGAACAUUCCUGCUCCACAUUUUUCCAUUCCUUUUUUAAAAAAAUUAGAUAUUCGGCGUUGGUCUUUUGCAUCCAUUCACUCCUCUGGUUAUGGCACUAACACUCCGCUCAGUUCUUCUUCCCAACAUUCUUCUAACGAGAAAAUCUUGCUCAACAUGAAUACCUUUGGUAAAAAGGCUAACGCGCUUCAGUGUCUACCUUCCCCGCACACCGAACUCAAGAAAAGCGCGGUAAAAAAUGAGGAUUUGAAAUUGACUCAAGCCGAAAAUAUGAGUAAACUACCCCAAAUUAUGUUGCACAAAAACGGCGCUGAAUCCGCUAAAGAGAUUGAAACCAGCUUAGGAAGCGAAGUGGACGAGGAGGCUCAUGAUGCCCCGGGUGCAGAUAUUAUCAGUCACGGAUCUGAAACGUACGAUUUGGGUAGGGCCUCGAGCGAAAGAUCCUUCGGUGGCCAUUCUCCUAUAAAUUCUAGCCAUCGUAAUUCUUUUUGCGAGCCUAAUAUCGUGGCCCUGAAUCAAUUUUACCGAGAAAAAUUUCCCAAAACUGUCGAAAAAAUGGACCGAGAACUGUCCAAAUUCGUGGAAGCGAGUCGGAACGAACUUAAGGCUGAUAUGCUUCUUUUGGUACGAGAUUCGAUGGAUUCGGAAUCGGGUAUAACUGACCAAUGCUUGGAUUCCACUUCUUCCGCUACCAUUAAUUAUCCGAAUAAUUUAGGUUGCUCUGCGGGCUUCGCUCGUCGUCAGCUAACGGAAUUAGCGAGUGACUGCCUAGAACAUUCUCGAACAAAUUCCUUGACUCAUUUUUAUUUUGACGAGAUGGUUAGAAAGAUCACCGAUCUCACCCAAUUAAGCUCCAUAAGUUCCUCUGUUCAAUUCUACGACAAGGAUCUCUCGCUGAUCGCUAAAGCGAGAAAGCUGAUGACUAUUAUCGCUAGACCAGCUCGGAUACUGGAGUGCCUACAGUUUGACCCCGUCAGUUUUUAUAUGGACGCGUCAGAUAUGCCGUGCCACAAAGAUGACCCAACACACAGCCCCAUAACAUUGAGUCCCCUCAAAAAUAAGGGCGAAAGAGGAGACGAUUCGGGCGAUUUUGACGAAGAGAAAAGGAAAAGUAUCAAAAGAUACACGAUGGAGAAGUUGGGCCUUGAUAAAGAAGCGGAUUACCGAUUUUUAACGACACUGCACAACAACAAGAUUAUUGAUUCGACCGGCGUUGAAGAUGAGAAAAAUGAAACUCUCGAUCAUACGCGUGAACGUAACGCGGCGGAAUUCGAGAUACCUUUACCGAAAGAGGAGGAUUUCGAAAUUGUUAAAUUAAUAAGCAACGGAGCCUACGCGUCUGUCUACUUGGUUAGGCAUAAGAAAUACAAAGGCAUGAGAUUCGCCCUUAAGAAAUUGAGCAAGCGGAACCUGAUAGUCAGCGCCGCCGACCAGCAAUACCAAAGUAAUCUUUACAGAUCGCGAGAAAAUAGCCUGGAAGAAUCCUCCCUCGAAAGAAUUUUCACCGAAAGAGAUAUUUUGACCUUCGUAGAUAACCCGUUCGUGGUGAGCAUGUACGGAAGCUUCGAAACUGAUACCCAUCUUUGCAUUAUACUCGAAUACGUUGAAGGGGGAGACUGCGCCAGCUUGCUCAAAAAUAUUCAUCGCCUCCCACUUGACCUAGCAAGACCUUAUUUCGCGGAAGCUGUUUUAGCACUCGAAUACCUCCACCAUUUCGGCAUAAUUCACCGAGACCUUAAACCCGAGAAUUUUCUUAUAACCGCUACCGGUCACAUUAAACUAACCGAUUUUGGCCUCUCUAAAAUAGGUUUGAUGUCCCUCACUAAUGAUUAUUUUAAUCAGAGAAAAAAUGGCGACUUUUCUCCCCGCGAGGAACUCGAUAAAGAUAAGGAAGAAACUGAAAACGAAAAUUUGCAUGAUAACAACGACCACAAGGAUAACAAAGGGAACGAGGACCAGGAAUUCGAAGAACUGGCUGAUUAUUAUUUCUGGGAAACGGCCAGAGACGAUGAUACCAGUGUUUUAGACGUCAACUCGAUCCGGUAUUUUAAGGAUAUGAACGUUUUUGGGACACCCGAAUAUAUAGCGCCAGAGGUUAUCCUUGGUCAGGGCUACGGAAAGCCCGUUGAUUGGUGGUCAAUGGGCAUAAUUCUCUACGAAUUUUUGACUGGGACCGUCCCAUUCUACGUCCAUAUAGAUAACGAAAUCUCACACUCUAGCAAUGAAAAUGCAAUGAAUGAUCAAUCAUCUCCUCUCGAUCUUUUCGAACAAAUCACGAAAGGCGAGAUAGAAUGGCCCGAUCAAGUCCAAAACGAUGAAGAUGACGGCGAAAUGCUUAUAGGUCCCAUAGCCAAAGACCUCAUAUCGGGUUUACUCAUUAAGGACCCAGCCCAUCGUUUGGGCAGUUACAAUGGAUCGGCAGAUAUUAAACGUCAUCCAUUUUUUGUCAGCGUUAAUUGGGAUGGUCUUAUAAGGAAAAAGGCUGAAUUCAUUCCUAGGUUAGACAACGAUGAAGACACUAGUUAUUUCGAUGCUAGAUCUGAUAGAUAUCAACACUCAGACGAAGAAGAAGACAAUCUUUCUAUGCCAGAUUCUUCUCACUUCACUACUACCUCCUGCAACGAAGUCGCCGAAAUAACGAAAGGGAUAGGCGCGCUUCGUAUGGCAAGAUCAGAGCGUUCGAGCGAGGCCUUCUCCAGCUCCGAGGACUUUGGGAGCGUUUACAAGGAGAGUACCUAUGAUAGGUCGUCCUUUGCUCCUACAAAUUAUGGAAACCAAGCUUCCACUUCGUAUCAAAAUUAUGAAGAAUCGAAAGAUUCUUCGAAUCAUUCGUUCACUCUUCGCGACAGAUUCGCCGCCUUGACCGUCUCCUCUACCCCGUCAUCAGUAUCUUCUUCUGGCGAAAUUUAUUUCAAUACCACCAAUGAUAAUUUUAAAAGAAAUUCCUGUUCUACGAGCAGUGAUAAAUACAAUAAUGACUCUGAUAUGAAUUCAAACAUUACGAGGGGCGCGGAUUACGCAAUCGUCACGAGUCAUAACUCGGAUUCGGACGCUUCUAAUCUAAUUACCCCCAAACCCUCCGAUUCGAGAAAGAAUAGCAAGAGGAAUCUCGGAGUUACUAAAUUAAUGCUUCCGUCCUUUGCAUCUACAUCCCCUAAUUUCGCGCGGCUUUUAUCCCGCUCUUGUCUCAUACCUCCUCUCUCCCCGGAUCCCCAACUCAAGACCGCCACUCGUUUCUCUACGCCUCAACCUGCAAGUCCCCCAGCCCGAUUCUUUUCUUCGUCUACUCCCAUACCAUUUCAUUUUGAUAACGAUUAUGAUCAAGAGGGGAAUGAUAGGGAGUUGAGUAGGUCUUCCACCGAAAAUUACAUUGUCAAGGAAAAAGAUUUUGAAGAGCCCAAAACCGAUGUUGAAGGGACCUUUCAUUUCCAUGAAACCGAAACGAAUAUCGUGAAACCUGAAACAAAAGGAAAAGGGGCUGUCAAGAAGGUAACCAAAAAAUUAUUGAAUUUAUCUGCUAGAUCAGCACCAGCCUCCCCUCGGCUCGAUAAACCUGAUGUCAAGAUAUUUUUGGAAGGGAAAUGUUUGUUAAAUCAAGGAAUUUGCCCCAUCAUAGUUAGGGGUUCUAGCGAGGCUCCCCAAAAUAUAUCCAAUACUGGCGUAUUACGACAGAGUUUCUAUAACGAUAGAAUGAACGUGUCACCAAAGCCCACUUCUCCGAAAAAAUUGAAAGAAACGCCAUCCACAGAGAAUAAAAAUAUGAAGAGGAGUUCGGAGAAGAAAUUUAUUUUCGGCUGCAAUAAUAACCUAAAUUACUUUAACUCCAAAAAUAUACGACCUACCGACAGUUAUGUUGGCGGAAGCUCUAACAACUGCAAAUCGGGGCCAUCUCGUUACCAGAGCUCUCUGUCCCCUCUCGUCAUAGAGGAUGUAAUGUCAUCAUCACAUCCGCAUCAUAAGGCUCUUAAAAAAUGCGGGGAAAAUAGGAAGGAUUCUACUCUUAAAAAAGAUUACACUUUUCCUACAAAAUCUUGCAACCCUACCCAUGAAUGCCAUAAUAACCUUAACGAAAGAUUUAACACAUACAGUGAUAACGAGAUUUCCUAUUACAAAAACGAUCGGCUCGUGACCAUGGGUUGGACAGGUGGGGCUCGCCCAAAAUAUUCUUACUACUUUCAGAGGAGGAGGAGCCACAACAAUAGCCAGACAGAGGGCGGGGACGCCCAUUAUUCUGAUAAAAAAGCCGAUUUAAGGUGUAAAGAGAGCAUGGAUGAUAAUAAUGAAGUCACAACCAGGCAUUGUUCUCGCUCCCUCUCUUCAUCAUUUUCCGAUUCAAACUCCAACAUUAGCCCGGCCAUGCUCACCAAAAUUCCCCAUCACCAUGUAAGUAGGGGCCCUAACAGCCUUAGAUUUGAUGUUUGUUUGGACGAUACAAAUUCCGAUCCUUAUAUUGCCAUCGAUAGUCAUGAUCAAUAUUUAGCAUCUAGACCUCCGCCUCUUAUCAAGAGACUCAAGCCUCUCAUUAAAUUGAUGAAGCCGCAUCCAGGAUAUGACAAGAAACACAAUUGCUCUCGUGUAGGUUUUGGGUUCGGUAUUAAAACCAUUAAAGUUUAUCACGAUUACAGGUAUACCGAUUCUAAAGUCGAACUUGUCAAUGAGGACACUACGCAGGAUGCCUUCAGAAAUUAUACUGUUCAGCAUUUAAUCGCGAGUAUAGCGCCCGAAUCCCCAGCUGCACAAUGUGGCAUGAUACAACUUAAUGAUUUGAUCGUGGAAAUUAAUGGACGGCCAGUGCACGACACUCUGCAUACCGAUGUUUUAGCAUCUAUCCUUUCAUCUCAACCAUCUCUCACGUUAAGGCUGGCCUCUUUGUCUAGUACAUCUCUUAAACCUCAUCAUAUAAAAUAGGAUUGGAUAUAAUAAAUAAAAAAUGAUGAAUGAUUACUUAUUUAUUUAUUCUUAUCUUAAAAGAUAUUACAAAUUCCUGUUAUAUUUCUACAAGGCAAAAAUAUUAUAGAUGAUGAAAUUGGGUAGAAUUUUUUUUAUCAUAGCAAAUUAGGGAAAGAGGUUUCAAAAAUAUAUUUUAGAGUAUUAAAGCCACAUUUAUAUUUUUUUAAUUUUUAUAAAAUAAUAUAUCUAUCUAGUUACUAUUUUGUUCGUUUUAUCCUAUUAAAUCACUAACAUUCUAUCCUCUAUAGUCUAACAUUGUAUCAGUUCCUUGUGCUUUCUCAUAUUUUAUUCUAGCACUUAGCUUUAUGUUUAUAUGUUAUUAACUUACACUAAUGUAUUAUAUUACUAUUUCGAUAAAAUUAUAAUAAAUAUACUGCAAUUUAUCUAAUGGAAUUGAUAUAUUUAUAUUAUAUUUAUAUCCAUUGUUUUUAUAUACCAACACAAAUAUAUAGUAUAUAAAUUAAAU
Gordionus sp. m RMFG-2023 is the source of this 6717-nucleotide messenger RNA. RefSeq lists its product as uncharacterized. Lineage: Eukaryota; Metazoa; Nematomorpha; Gordioida; Chordodea; Parachordodidae. Gene Ontology annotation, biological process: intracellular signal transduction; peptidyl-serine phosphorylation. The transcript has 21 exons. Gene Ontology annotation, molecular function: magnesium ion binding; protein serine/threonine kinase activity; ATP binding. The coding region runs from base 414 to 6209 and encodes 1931 amino acids. The record is from RefSeq and is a predicted model, not a curated record.